Chrysemys picta bellii (western painted turtle) is the source of this 1724-nucleotide messenger RNA. Lineage: Eukaryota; Metazoa; Chordata; Testudines; Emydidae. The record is from RefSeq and is a predicted model, not a curated record.
GCAGGCGCGGUGCCGUCGGGCGGGGCGGUUCCGGGUGCGGCUGCGGCAGCGGGGAUCGGAUCGCAGCGGCCAUGGCGGCGGCGACAGCGGCGGCCCCGGGGGGGCCCGGCCCGGUGCCGGGGGCGCCCAAGCUGGGGGUGGAGUCGGUGAAGGGGCAGGUGUUCGACGUGGGGCCGCGCUACACGGACCUGCAGUACAUCGGGGAGGGGGCGUACGGCAUGGUCUGCUCGGCCUACGACCACGUGAGCAAGAUCCGGGCGGCCAUCAAGAAGAUCAGCCCGUUCGAGCACCAGACCUACUGCCAGCGCACGCUGCGCGAGAUCAAAAUCCUGCUGCGCUUCCGCCACGAGAACAUCAUCGGCAUCAACGACAUCCUGCGCGCCGCCGCGCUGGAGCACAUGCGGGACGUGUACAUCGUGCAGGACCUGAUGGAGACCGACCUGUACAAGCUGCUGAAGACACAGCAGCUGAGCAACGACCACAUCUGCUACUUCCUGUACCAGAUUCUCCGCGGCCUCAAGUACAUCCACUCGGCCAACGUGCUGCACCGCGACCUCAAGCCCAGCAACCUGCUUAUCAACACCACCUGCGAUCUCAAGAUCUGUGACUUUGGUCUGGCCCGCAUUGCCGACCCGGAGCACGACCACACCGGCUUCCUGACAGAGUACGUGGCCACCCGCUGGUACCGCGCCCCCGAGAUCAUGCUCAACUCCAAGGGCUACACCAAAUCCAUCGACAUCUGGUCGGUGGGCUGCAUCCUGGCGGAGAUGCUCUCCAACCGGCCCAUCUUCCCCGGCAAGCACUACCUGGACCAGCUCAACCACAUCCUCGGGAUCCUGGGGUCCCCCUCGCAGGAUGACCUAAACUGCAUCAUCAACAUGAAGGCGCGGAAUUACCUGCAGUCGCUGCCCCAGAAGGCCAAGGUGCCCUGGCCCAAGCUGUUCCCCAAGGCCGACCCCAAAGCCCUCGACCUGCUGGACAAGAUGUUGACCUUUAACCCCAACAAGCGCAUCACUGUGGAGGAGUCGCUGGCUCACCCCUACCUGGAGCAGUACUACGACCCCUCGGACGAGCCGGUGGCCGAAGAGCCCUUCACUUUUGACAUGGAGCUGGACGACCUGCCCAAAGAGAAGCUGAAGGAGCUGAUCUUCGAGGAGACAGCGCGGUUCCAGCCGGGCUACCAGGGGCCGUGAGCGCUGGUCCGUCACGCUCCAGCCUAGACCUGCCUCCCUCUGAGAAGGUUUUGACCUGGCCCCUGCGCCCGGAGCGCCCCUCGGACUCUGAUUUGGGGGGCUGGGGGGCCCCGCCCGAGGGGGCCAGCCCUGCCAUCGUGCUGUAUAACUGCUUCGCAAUGUGGCUGUGACUCCUAAACCCCCCCAGGCUGUGCCUCUGGGGGGGGUCCGGCGGGGGGGGCCCAGUGGGGGAAUCUCUCCUGCUUCGUAUCUAAUGAGUUAACAAUUGUAAUUAGCCCCUGCCGUGCUGCUGGGAAUGUGGGGGGCGUGGGGGGGCCGGGGUACUCCCUUAGGAGUUCCUAUUGCCUCCCAGUUCCUGUCUGUCUCAUGGGGGGGGUUAGUGCCUGCCCUGCUAACAUGUGAGGGGUCCAGCCCCCUCCCCUGCCUGCCCUGCCUGCUCUAGUCUGGCAGGGAGGGGGGAGGAUUUCUACUGCCCCCCCCCUGGGGGGGGGCCUGGGUGUGAAUUGAUGAGCCAGGGUUGGCGGCUCCCCC